CCUAGAGGCACGUAUGUUAGAGAGGCACAUAUGUUAGAAACCGCCUCAUUCACCAGUAAAAUAUCCAUGCACUUAGAAAUCUAGAACCUCAGGGAGAAAGCUUCUAUCACUCUGUUUUGUAUAUGCCAGGGAUUUUUUAAAAAAGACUUUUGGUUAUGUGAGCCCCCACUGGCAACGUGUAGUGGGUAUGCAUAUGCACGACCGAAUGGAUUUCUGUUUGUGGGUUUUUCAGAACCCCAUUCUUGAUCACCCUUUCCGUUCUCAGGGUCUGGAUGAACGUGUGCAGCCCCAAAGGGCUGGAGCAGUAGCAUGGUGCAGCCGGGCAGCAGAGACUGUACCAUGAUGGGAGAAGAUUCUUCCCUGGGCAGAGUUGCCACCCCCCACCUACCGGCUGAACUGGCAGGACAUGAGGUGAUACAGCACUUCCUGGCUGAGAACAGGGACCUCAAAGAAGCCAUCCGGCAGAGUAACCACAUGCUACGGGAGCGCUACCGGGAGUUCCUGCACUUCCAGGUUUCUCACAAAGAGGAGAAGGAUUUCCUCAUGCGCAAAUUCCAGGAGGCGCGGAUUGUUGUGGAGAGCUUGCAGCUGGAACGGGAAGAACUGAGAAGGCGGCUGGAGCAGGCGAUUCAAGAGCUGGAGCCCCUGAAGAGCCAACAGGCGACUUCUCCGCCAUCAUCUUUAGAGAAAGGGACCUCUGGAGCACAGCAAGAGCCAGAUGCUGUGACCCUUACUCAAGAGGAGGCCAUACUUGCCGUGGUGCCUGAAAUGCCAGCACAGCAGAAAGAGGGCCUGGAGCAAGAUCUGAAGGCCCUCCAAGAAGCCAACGAGGCCCUGGAGAAGGAGAAGCGAGCUUUGCAAGCGGAGAUCUGCACACUGCAACAAGCAGCAAAGAGCUCCACGCCCUCAGAAGAGUCACCAGUAAAGAUUAAAGAGAACGGACUUCCUGUGGAGCGUCCCCUGGAGAUGGAGGCCCUCCAGGGUUCAGGGGAUAACAGAAGGCAUUCUGGUGGGGAGCAGGCGGAUCAGCUGAGCCAGAAGCUGAAGGAGUUGGAAGACGA
This is a messenger RNA of Sphaerodactylus townsendi, 1061 nucleotides long. It is a transcript of the gene IKBKG, whose product is annotated as inhibitor of nuclear factor kappa B kinase regulatory subunit gamma. NCBI's taxonomy places the organism in Eukaryota, Metazoa, Chordata, Lepidosauria, Squamata, Sphaerodactylidae. Gene Ontology annotation, cellular component: cytoplasm; IkappaB kinase complex; nucleus. The annotation marks the transcript as partial. Gene Ontology annotation, molecular function: K63-linked polyubiquitin modification-dependent protein binding. The record is from RefSeq and is a predicted model, not a curated record. The transcript has 6 exons. Gene Ontology annotation, biological process: positive regulation of canonical NF-kappaB signal transduction.